AUGGACAAGAGUCUGGCUGCUACUAGCAACGGUGAAUCUGUUCAGAAUGGGACGCCUACUCCCCAGCCUGAGAUUCAGACUGCUACUGGGAACAGCGAACCGAUUGGGACGCCUACUCCCCAGCCUGGAAUUCAGGUUGCUACUGGGAACAGCGAACCGAUUGGGACGCCUACUCCCCAGCCUACGAUUCAGGUUGCUACUAGGAGCAGUGAACCGAUUGGGACGCCCACUCCCCAGCCUACGAUUCAGGUUGCUACUAGGAGCAGUGAACAGAUUGGGACGCCUACUCCCCAGCCUACGAUUCAGGUUGCUACUAGGAGCAGUGAACAGAUUGGGACGCCUACUACCCAGGGUGGAAUUCAAAUCGUGACUUUUGGAGUGCAACCGACUCCCAUUCCUGGAAAUACUUUGGACACUGUGAUCGUCACAGCUACCCGACCCGUUGGAGUGCAGUCGCCUAUCGUCAACAUUAUCACGCCUGACCGGACAGAUGUGUCCCCAGUUACGUCCAACCCGACAUCAACGACACUGCAAGACAUUUCCGUCAUAAUCCCUCCAGCUACGAUUGGUGCCGCAGCAGCUACAGCAGUAUGCAACUGUCCAGUGAUUACCACAACUGUGAUUCAGAAUUGCCGGGCACAAACGUCACGAAUUGCUAUACCGCCGUCUUCGCAAGUUGUAGUUAUAAGUGGGGUUCAUAAUGGCCAACCAACACCGACGCCUGCUCAGCCCAUCUCGACAAUAAUCACAGUCCAGCAGGGUUCAACUAGUAUUCAACCGCUACCUCCUGUUCAGACGAUUCAAGUCGGUCAGUCAACGUUAGCACCUACCCCGACCCAUCCCAUGCUUCCGAAUCGCAUUUUGACAAACCCGACCUUGAUUGCUGUGCCGACGGAUCAAACCAUGAUCCAUUCGACAGUGGCAUCUCCUAUUGCGACGCAGAAUAUCCCACCUAUUCAGACAAACGUCCAAGGGACGCCCACCCCCACGCAUACCAUGUCUCAAAAUCGGCAAGUGACGAUUCAAGUCUCGUCAAUGAUACAUCCGAUCAUGACGCCAGUAGCCACGCAUACCAUGUCUCAAAAUCAGCAAGUGACGAUUCAAGUCUCGUCAAUGGUACAUCCGAUCAUGACGCCAUUAGCCACGCAUAUCAUGUCUCAAAAUCGGCAAGUAACGAUUCAAGUCUCGUCAAUGGUACAUCCGAUCAUGACGCCAGUAGCCACGCAUACCAUGUCACAAAAUCGGCAAGUAACGAUUAAUCAGGUGUCCACGAUCGUACAUCCGAUUAUGACAGCAGUAGCACCGCACACCAUGCCCACACCUCAGAAUUCACCUGGCGAAACUCCGCGAGCAGGCCAUACAGUGUCGGGCCCUAUUCAGACGGCGGUGCCACCACGAUCAUCAAACUCUUCCACUGUUGCAAAUCGAGUGUUGACCACUCCCGCUGCAACUGGACGUGUGUCGACAACGAAUGCACCUGGCACGGUUCAGCGAGGCGCUGGCACAGUCUCGCGUCCCGUCCCCACCGCAGUGCCGCCGAGAUCUUCAAAUACUGCAAUCACUGCUCAAACAGUUCAUGGCAAGGCCGGAACGGUUCAAGCAUCAUCAACUGUAUUACAGCGAGUGCGGACCACUCUUGGCGCGGCUCAACGCGUCUCUACACCCAAUCCUGCGACAGUUCCGAUAGCUACCAGCACACCAUCGCGCCAGACAUCAUCAGUAAAAGGUCAGCAACCGAGCACAGCUCCUACAUCGCAGACGACACCGACAUCAAACCGGAGCGGCGGAAAAAGGUACAAUCUCCGCGCUAGGCGUUUCUGA
Messenger RNA from Spizellomyces punctatus DAOM BR117, 1821 nucleotides. RefSeq lists its product as uncharacterized. Bases 1 to 1821 code for a protein of 606 amino acids. The record is from RefSeq and is a predicted model, not a curated record. NCBI's taxonomy places the organism in Eukaryota, Fungi, Chytridiomycota, Chytridiomycetes, Spizellomycetales, Spizellomycetaceae. The transcript is spliced from 2 exons.